GGCUAUCGAGGCGAGGCCGGAAGUGACGCAGGCGAUAUCGCUUCCUGUUAUCUCGCGGAGGAGUUGAUUUUGUCGGGCGCUGGCUGCAGUAUAUUUUUCCUCAUAGACGCUGAAGGGAGAGCAAAGGAGAUAGAGCCGGUGCUAGCGAGGGAGAAUUGUACUGGGUUACUGUAGCCCAUUCGCGGCCUGGCUCAUCCUCACAGCUUUCUUUAUCUGUUUUUGCGCCCGGGGCUGCCGGGAGAUUCGCUGCCAUGCAGGCCAUUAAAUGUGUGGUGGUGGGAGACGGGGCUGUAGGUAAAACAUGCUUGCUGAUCAGUUACACUACCAAUGCUUUUCCUGGGGAAUACAUCCCAACUGUAUUCGACAACUAUUCCGCCAAUGUUAUGGUGGAUGGAAAGCCAGUUAAUUUGGGCUUGUGGGAUACAGCUGGACAGGAGGACUACGACAGAUUGCGUCCGUUGUCUUACCCUCAAACGGCCCUUAGCCCGAGCCCCAAAGCCUCCAAUGUUUCGGAUGUAUUCUUAAUUUGCUUUUCACUGGUCAGCCCAGCGUCAUUUGAAAAUGUUCGUGCUAAGUGGUACCCAGAAGUGCGACACCAUUGUCCCAACACUCCCAUUAUCCUUGUGGGCACCAAACUGGAUCUGAGAGAUGAUAAAGACACUAUUGAGAAGUUGAAAGAAAAGAAACUCACACCAAUCACCUACCCUCAGGGACUUGCCAUGGCAAAAGAGAUUGGUGCUGUAAAAUACUUGGAAUGCUCUGCCCUUACACAGCGAGGGCUGAAGACUGUGUUUGACGAAGCAAUCCGAGCAGUCCUGUGCCCACCUCCCGUUAAGAAGCGAAGGAGAAAAUGUCUGCUCUUGUAAAAACUCCCACAUGCCAUCUUCUAUCCCUCUCAAGUCUGUAGGCUCAGAUGGGAUCAGUGACUCAAAUGCCAAUUCCCCUCCCUAUUUGUGAUAAUUCAUUUAUUGCCUAUAAAUAUAAUCUUGAAUUUCAGCCAUUUUCCCCUAGUUCCUAUUAGUGGCAUACAUUUCCCCAAGUCCCUUUAAAUCCUGAAUAGAUGCUCCGUACUCUAGGCCUUAUUCACAGUAAAUUAUCUUCUUUUUUUUUUUUUCUGCUGUAACUAAUCAAUUGUUGCCAAAUGUUUAAUCAACUCAUUAAUACUUAUAACAUGAGCCAUCAA
Molecule: messenger RNA, 1183 nt
Organism: Xenopus laevis (African clawed frog)
Lineage: Eukaryota; Metazoa; Chordata; Amphibia; Anura; Pipidae
Gene: rac3.S
Product: Rac family small GTPase 3 S homeolog
Exons: 7
Coding region: 252-866 (204 amino acids)
Molecular function (GO): G protein activity; GTP binding; GTPase activity
Source: RefSeq, a predicted model, not a curated record